AUGCAGAAAAAGAGAAGAACAAAAGAGCUCUGCAAAGUACGUAGUACCUUGCGUAAUUACUUGACGGUCCACACGAAAUUGUUCAAUAUUAUUGGACUAUGGACAAACGAGAAAUUGAUUGCAGGAUCCCUAAUAUUUACUGUCCUGUACAGUAUACUGGCGUUAUCGUUUUUCAUUAUCGCUCCUCAAUUCUGCCACGUUAUUUACAUGUACAAGGCAAGGAAUAACGUCAUGGACUUUGCUGAUGAAUUUUAUGUCUCGAUGUCUUCACUGAUGGUGAUAUUUAAAGACUAUACGAUGAUAGUAUACAGAAAGAAAGUGAGGCAACUAAUUGACAGUAUGGAUUAUGACAUAUUUCAACCUUUGAAUUCAAAACAGCAGAAAAGCAGUAGUGCAGUUAUGAAUAUGUGGCAGAAAAUGUUUUGGAUCAUAUCAGUGAUGCAGAUAUCUUUCGGCCUGUGCGUUUUGAUCACUCCUGCACUCGACAGGUUGAGAACUGGCGCCAAAUACUUGCCAUUGGUAGACUGCUAUCCGUUCUAUAUAUACGCUUCACCAGUAUACGAAAUGAUGUAUAUUUACCAAUCCUGUCUGUUAUUCUAUCUCAUAUUUCACAGCUUCCUCUUCGAUACGUUCAUUGCAGGAUUAUUGGCAUUUUGUGUAGCAGAAUGCGAUUUACUGCAUGAUAAUUUACAGAAUCUAAAGCAACAAAUGACCCAUGUUGAGUAUGGAAAGAGACUCAUCAAGUGUAUAAAACAUCAUGAAGAAUUGCGCAAGUACAGUAACGCUAAGAGUGAACUCUUACCAGUUGCAGCCUACGACAGCUACAGACUCGACGCUUUAAAAUCUACUCAAACAAACCUAAAACUGUUCAUCGGUAAAACUCAAAAUUCUCUAAAAAUUAGAACUGCCCUUUUUGCUCUCUCAAUGGAACAAUAUUUACAGCUUCUCAGAAAUUCGUUUUCCUAUUAUGCAGUCUUAACAACACUGAAUGAAAAAUGAAGAACCCUUUCCAACUAUGAUUAAAAUACAUUUUAAGUGCUAAUUAGGGUAUCUAGAUGUUUCUUAGAUUAGUACGGAGGGCUUAUUGUAAUAUUAACACUUGAAAAAUGAAUAGAUCUUUAUCUAUCACUGUAACUUCACAUGUACGUACCUAUACUGAACUAUAACCAAUGUAAUCACCAAAAUACACUUUCAAAAUUAA
Molecule: messenger RNA, 1201 nt
Organism: Diabrotica virgifera virgifera (western corn rootworm)
Lineage: Eukaryota; Metazoa; Arthropoda; Insecta; Coleoptera; Chrysomelidae
Exons: 6
Coding region: 1-999 (332 amino acids)
Biological process (GO): detection of chemical stimulus involved in sensory perception of smell; sensory perception of smell
Cellular component (GO): plasma membrane
Molecular function (GO): olfactory receptor activity; odorant binding
Source: RefSeq, a predicted model, not a curated record